Molecule: messenger RNA, 2387 nt
Organism: Aphanomyces astaci
Lineage: Eukaryota; Oomycota; Saprolegniomycetes; Saprolegniales; Verrucalvaceae
Exons: 12
Coding region: 6-2285 (759 amino acids)
Biological process (GO): DNA replication
Cellular component (GO): nucleus; MCM complex
Molecular function (GO): single-stranded DNA helicase activity; single-stranded DNA binding; ATP binding
Source: RefSeq, a predicted model, not a curated record
CGAAUAUGCUAACGCGGGAGGAAUGGAGUGUGGCGUUGGCACCGCUGUGGAAGGAGUACUACAUGACAGAGGACGAAAGUGACAUCAAUGACGCUGAGAUGUUUCCUGCCUUGCUGGGAUUCAAGGAUAUGCUUCGGGAGAGUCGCAAGCCGGAUGGUUUCUUGGCCCAUUACAACUUGUCCGAUGUGGACGUGGUCACGAUUCCGUGUAAGCACUUGUUUUCGCUGUUUGGCGACGACGCACACGAUUGCUUUGUCGUCGGGUACGACCAUUACCUGCGCAGUUUGGGGUUGGCGUUGUGCAUGCUGCGCCACGAAGACGAACUGGACACGUCCGAGUACGACAUCCACCCCCGGCCACGCAUGGAGAUGCACACCGAGAAGAUCAACGUGCGGAUCGUAGGGCUGGAGCCGGAGACGUCGAUCGGGGACCUAAAGGCGCACGUGGUGGACCAGUUUGUGUCGGUCACGGGCACCGUCACGCGCGUGAACGCAAUCAAACCCCUCGUCGUGCACUGCGAGUUCCUCUGCGAAAAGUGCGAAGGCGUCACGGAACGGUACUUUCCCGACGGCAAGUACGACCCGCCCGCCUCUUGCGGCACGUGUCGCAGUAAAUCCACGCUCAUUCCCAACCGAAGCGCGGCCAAGACGGUCGAUUUUCAGAAAAUCAAAAUUCAAGAAGUAGACAACGGGGACGCCGCCGCGGGUCGCAUUCCACGCAUGGUAGAAGUGGAACUCACAGAAGACUUGGUGGAUUCGUGUGUGCCUGGCAGCAUCGUCACAAUCUGCGGACCCGUCAAAGCCGUCAACUCGGAAGUGCACAGCGGCCGCUUUGGCAAGCAGGCGCAAGCGAGCAGUUUGUAUGUGCUGUACAUUGUCGCCAACUCUGUCGUCAACCACAACCAGGCCGAGACGUCCAAGGAAGACACGGCGGAAUUCUCGCCCCAGGAUCUGGAUGCGAUUUACACCAUCGCACACGACGACCAAGUGUUUGACCGCCUCAUCCAUUCGUUUUGUCCUGGAAUCUAUCGCAAUGAACUGGUCAAGGCGGGUCUGUUGUUGGCGUUGUUUGGAGGUGCCCAGAAGAAAGAAGAUAACGCAGUGUUUACUCGAAGUGACUCGCACGUGUUGCUAGUGGGCGAUCCAGGCUUGGGGAAAAGCCAAAUGCUUCGAGCCGUGUCCAUGAUCACUCCUCGGGGGGUGUACGUCGGCGGCAACACGGCCACGACCACGGGCCUCACGGUCACGAUGGUCAAGGACUCGUCCGGGGACUACGCCCUCGAAGCAGGCGCGCUCGUGUUGGCGGACCAGGGGGUGUGCUGCAUCGACGAGUUCGACAAGAUGGCGUGCGACUACCAGGCGCUGCUGGAAGCGAUGGAGCAGCAAAGCAUCAGCAUCGCCAAAGCUGGCAUUGUGUGCAACUUGAACGCGCGGACGUCCGUGAUUGCCGCCGCCAACCCAUCCGGCGGCCACUACAAUCGCAGUCGCAGUGUGAGCGAGAACCUGAAAAUGAAGGCCGCGUUGUUGUCUCGAUUCGACUUGAUUUUCGUGCUGUUGGAUCGCCCAGAUGCGUCGAGGGAUGAGCUUCUGUCUGAGCAUGUGAUGCACAACCACUUGGCGCACCCGCACAAGCGCCAGCGACGCCACGACCCCCACCCACGUUUCACACAAUUGGCCACCCAAGCCGAGACAGACGUGACGUUGAAGCAACGGUUGGUCGCGAAUUCCCUCGAGAUGCAGGACGACCCGAUCAGUCUGUACCAUAUUCGGCGAUACAUUGCCUACGCGCGCAAGUACAUUCACCCGCAACUAUCGCAAGAAGCGCGGCAGUACCUCCAGGACAAGUACCUGCAAAUGCGGUCGGACGCGGAAACGGCGGCCGGCGACGGCAUCCCCAUCACGAUGCGGCAGCUCGAGUCGUUGAUUCGACUGGCCCAAGCCCGCGCCAAGAUCGAGCUCCAGGACGUUGUGACUGUCCAACAUGCAUACGAUGUGGUGGAGAUCAUGCAGGAGUGCUUGCUGGACACGUACACGACCGAGGAAGGGCACUUGGACUUCGGACGCAGCGGCGGCAUGAGCCUCGCGAAGAAGGUCAAGGCGUACGUGGCGCGACUGAGGAAGAGCGUCGCUCAGCGCAACAGCCAGCUCUUUUCCAUGGACGAACUGCUCCAAGUGGCCAACAGCAUGGCGCUGGACGUCGACGACUUUCGAGACUUCGUCGAGAUCCUUCGCAACGAAUGCUUUGUGCUCAAACAAGGGGUAAACGUGUACAAGGUUCAAAUCUAACGAUCGAGCAGCCAACACUGAAAGUAUCAUGUCCUUCAAAGUAUGGCCAGUUUAUGGUGCACGGGGCAGUUUAAGGUACACUCAAAUUGGCCAAUGGAAUUG